GUGCAGAAGACAAUGCGCGUGAGGUCAAGGUGACGGCCGAGCAUGGAGACCAUGCAGGACAGUGGCGGGUUGCUCGAUGGCUCGAGAGGAAGUGUCGCGCCGGGUCUGCCCAUCUCGAAAACAGUGAAUCAGUUGAAAAUAGUGGAAAGUGGUAAUGAAAGUGGCAAGCUGCUGACCGCAACCAAAUCGAUGGAGAUGGAUCCGUACAAGGAGUUGGAGCUGUAUCUCGCCAAAGUCAACGAAGAGAUCGGCGAAAUCAUCGAGUCGGCGCCGACGACUCCCCUGAUCAUUGCCGACGAGCCGAGGUAUCCCACGCAGACGGCGUUGCCGGUGGAGGUGACGCGUGUCGUCGAUCCUCUUACCGUCGUGAAACCGCCGGCGAGAAGCUUCGCGUACAGACGCGUACCGAACUGCGGCGUCGGUGGCGGCAGGAGCUGCAACGUGCUCGAGGACGUCGGCGAUUGGUCGAAGUUCAACACGAUCAUCGCGAACGAGAUCGACGAGCUGACGAGAGAGCUGGAGCAGAAUAGGAACAAGGAAGAACGGCGCAGAGUCGUGCAGUACAAGGAGCUGUUGAACGAGUUCGGCAUAUCGGACAGCGAGAGUUCCGUUGGCAGCUCGUGCGAGGCGAGCACCGAUCGAUCAUCGUCCCGGCCAAGGAACGCGAGCCGUGAUCGACGAAAUGGAAAGUUGUUCAGCGACGAGACAGCCGAUCGCUUCCUGUUGAGCUCGGACUACGACGAGCCGCGAGACUCGGGGCCCGUUUCGAACGACCGAACGAAGAGCGGAAGCUUGCCCGAGGACCUGCAGCGCCUCGUCGUUGGACACGCUAGAUGUCAAGAUCGUCAAGAUCGUGGAGACGCGGCAGACGUUGACUGUCGAGGGCGGUUCGAGGGGAAUAAUUCUAGUCUAUCGUCGAAACUGGCGUCGAAGCACGAAGAGGAGGAGGACAGUGCCUUGGCUACGCGCGUCAAGUACCUUGCAAACAGUUGCGACCAACCAAAGAAACACGUAGAGAUAAGCUCGAGGACAUCCAAUGAGGAGGUGGAUGAAGAGAGGGCGCAGAUCGGCUCGAGUAAUCGACUCGUCGUCGUGGACGGGUACGCGGUUAAGGACGAGUCGAACGCGAAGCUACCACCGAGGCAACGGUUCGACGCUCACCGAAAGACCAGCCUCCCGGUGAAUUUGGCCUGCCAGAACCGAAGAAGAGCGCCGAGGCUGGCGAGAAUUCGGCGCAACGACGAUCAGACGAUGGAUCCCGAGUACGAGCUGGACGAGGAUAGGGUUCAUCACUCGCCCGGGCCGAGAUCGGCACCGGUCACGCCCACCGAGGAGAAAAAGUCGCCGUUUUCCAAGUUUCUCUGGAAGAAACACGCGCCUGUUUUCCACGAGAACGCGGAGAACGACGUGGUCCUCGUCAGAGUUUCCUCGUUGCCGGAUCAGGACUUCCUUCACGACAUGGGGAACGAGACGACGUUGCGGAUGAAGAACGGCCGGGUGAGUCUGAAAGAUUUGACGAAGAAGAGAGCGGUCUCGCCGUUGACUCUCCGCUCGGACAUAUCGGCGAAGAGGUUGUCAGAGUCCGACAAGGACGUGAGACAGGUUAGCCCUGUGGAUUUGAAGAAAUUCACACUGUCGAGAUCGAGGGGCAACGACGUGGGCGUUAGCUGCGAUCUACCGGAGAACGAGCACGCCGAUUCUAUCGAAAGCGUCGACAGCGGGAAGUUUGACAGGGCGGAGAGCGUGGACGUGAAGAAAAUGCUGGACGAGCAGAAUUCUAGAUCUGGUUCGCUACCGAUUUCUCUUCAAUCCCUGUUAUCGAAGAUCCGAAACGGCUCUGGUUCAUGCUGCCCGAACAGCCCGCCGAUGGAUUCGCUCGCUUGUUCCGACAUGGCGACGCAAACUUCGCCAGCUAUUUCCAGAAGUUCCAGCUUCACGUGGGUCAGCGAUUGCGAAUCACCACGAGCAGAGUCGCAGAUGGAUUCGCAGUCGUUGCAAGAUGAGAGCACGUUGGACCCUGGCUCGCCGCAGGACACCGUGGACGACGACAAUAGAUCAUCGUCGUCGUCUCAGGAUCUUCUGCAAAGCAUGGACGAGAUUUCCUCCGGAAGCCUGUCGCCGGAUACGACCGACAGAGCGUCUCCGCUCGAGAGCGGAAUCGGCACCGCCAGUCCUCCAAGAAGCACCGAUCGACGGAUAGUUAAGCCCCCGUCCUCCGGCAAGUGCCACCGCAAAGAGACCUGGGAGAGGAUUCGGCGGCGGCCAUCGAAACUGAACUCGAGGAACGACAAACACUCGCAGGACGUGUGGAUCAAACGCGAGAGCGUGCACACGCAGACGAAGGAGAUCGAGGAUCGAUACUCGCAGGAGGCGGUGGACAGCAGCAGCGGCCUCGACGACACCCUGCCGAGGAUCAAGCCCCCUCGGCCGAACAAUCUGCCUCUGUGUUUGUCCACCACAGCGAGCAGUUCGCUGAGCUCUGGGGAAUUAUUGGAAACACCUCCUAGAGCACCGUCCUCCCCUUCUGCGGCGAGUCUUCAACUGAAACCGGAACCUCUGAGCGUGGAAAUGGGUGGGAAGAGCAGCAGCGCCCCCCUGUUGGAGAACAACGACGCGGAGAAAACGAAUGGAACGGUGCCGAGUUUGCAGCAGCCACGCUCGCAAUCGGAACGACAACUAUCAGAGAUCGAGGCGCAAGAGGCUUGCAAAUGGCUGAGAGCGGCUGGUUUUCCACAAUACGCGCAGAUGUACGAGGAUUAUCAGUUCCCGAUAGAUGUUUCUGGUGUAGCCAAGGAUCACCCCUUCCUCGAGGCCGAUUCCCUGCAGAGUCUGUUUCGGCGAUUACACGCGCUUAAUCGGUGCGCCAACAUGAAAAUCGACACGCAUCACACGCACAGCACCAGUCACAGCAAAAGCGGUGGCGGCGACGACUCUGACGAGGACACACAGUGCGCCCUCAGCGAGAACUGGACGUUCGAGAAGAAGACCAGACGCUGGUCCCGCGUGUGCGACGUGACGCAAAGCAACGUGGAGAGAUUGCAAGCGAUCGCCGGCCAGAACGUGCAAUCCAACGAGGAGGACUCGCUGGAAGAUCGGCUGGAAGCCGAAGAGGCCGAGGACACGAUGCUGGACACUCUGAGAUACAGCAGCCUGCCACCUGGUACGCUUCCCGAUGAGAUCAGCCCGCGAUUUCGAAGAACCGGCUCCGAGAGGCUGAGGGACGGUGCCAAGGCUUUCCUCAGGCGGGUCGAGUCGUUGAAAUCGCGGCGACGAAAGCAUCAGAAUCGCGACGGCAUCGUGAUCAGCGGGCCCCAAAUCCUAGACGUGAUGUCGAUGCAGCAGAAGAUGAAGGAGCUGAACUGCGUGGAUGUGUCGCCAACAGGGCCUGCGCCGGUGUCGUUCAACGAUCUUCUGCCAGGCUCGCCGCUGCACGUGCCCGGAUCGCCCGUCACGUUGCCAGCCUCGCCUUAUCACCUUCCACCCUCGCCUCUGACCAACGCGCCUAGCCCGUUCGGCGACGAUUCGUCGAGUUAUUGCUCGGACGGGUCACAAGGAGGCGGCCCGACGCCUACGCCGACGCGCACCAAGAUGAAUCGGGCGAAAAGAUUCUUGCAUCGUGGUCGAGAGGAUCAAGGGGCGCUCAGCGACUCCGAGUGUCAGCCAACCAGUUGGCGGCACAGGUAUUUCAGGGACGCGAACAGCAAUCACGCCAAGGUGUUGGAAUACGUGACCGCCCAUCCCCAGAGUCCCAAAGAUUCGCCGACCAAAACUCCGAUAAACAGUCGCGGGGGGAGCCUGAAUCUUGGAAAGGAGUCGCAGAGGUACAGAGACAAGUUGUCGGGCCAGAGUCAGGAGAGGUACAAGGAAGACAAGGUGGCCGCGUUGAAGAGGGAGGACAAGAUGCACAAGAGUUUCAGGCACCGGGACGACUCGUACAGAGAUGGGAAACCAUUGUCCAAAGAGGUGACCGUUUACAGAGAGAAGUCGAGAUCCAGGAGUUCGGAACUGGCUGGUAGCCAGGAGAGCAGUUCGACGGUGGCCAGUCGUGAUUCAGAUCAGGAGGAGGACUCGCCGCGACACAAGGGUACCGUUGUUAGGUGGCACAGUUUUCAGAGGGGAUCGUUGUACCCGGAGCCACUGGACCCUCUGUGUCCGCGAGCCAUGGCCUCGAUGUCCUGCGGCCAACUCUUAGUACUGAGGAAGCUAGCACUAUUGAAACUGACCGCCUGCAUGGAACGAUACUGUCCGACUCAUCGUACCGGUUGGAACUGGGAAUUGCCAAAGUUCAUCAGAAAGAUAAAGACACCCGACUACAAGGAUAAAACGGUGUUCGGGGUGCCGUUGUUGUUAUCCCUGCAGAGAACCGGCCAGGCCUUACCAAAGUGUAUUCAAAUCGCGCUCAGAUGGCUGAGGGCGAACGCCCUCGAUCAAGUUGGAAUCUUUAGAAAAAGCGGUGUCAAGUCGAGGAUACAGAAACUGAAGAUGAUGACCGAGACUCUCGGUGACAAUAUCAAUUUCGACGGUCAACAGGCCUUUGACGUAGCCGAUCUCGUCAAGCAGUACUUCAGAGAGUUGCCAGAAGCGUUGUUAACGAACAAGCUGUCCGAGACCUUCAUCGCCAUCUUUCAACAUGUACCUGUUGAUCUGCGGCCGGACGCGGUGCAAUGCGUGCUGCUGCUUCUGCCGGACGAGCACCGGGAGGCGUUGGAAACUCUGCUCGAUUUCUUGAACCACGUAGCGAGCAACGCUCCCUACAACCAAAUGACAGCCUCGAACCUGGCCGUGUGCCUGGCACCGAGCCUGUUCCACUUCAACCACAAUAACACGAACGUGACCAACAGGUCGAGCAGCGUAUCGCCACGUAGGAGAAAGACCGUGGGCAUUCCCGAUCAGAGGGAACUGUCGGAAAACAAAGCCGCUCACGACUGUCUUCUGUAUCUGGUCAAGAUGCAUCGUGAAUUAUUCAUGGUCUCGUCGGAUAUGUUGACGCAGUGUCAUUUCAAUUACAUGGAGGAGAGCGUGCCAGUCGCGUUGGAAGAGCUGGGAUCCGAGCUCAAGCAGGACUGGAGAGGAUACCUCUACGCCUGCACUACGGCCCUUUUGAAAGAAGCGCGCGAAAAAAGUCGGGGAUGGGUGACGGUGAGCAACCCAGCCGAUAGCACGGUGGAAAUGGCGUACAAAAAGGUCGGGGACGGACAUCCGCUCCGAUUGUGGCGAGUGUCAACCGAGGUAGAAGCUCCGCCGAACGAGCUCCUUCACCGUGUUCUGAGAGAGAGACAUAUCUGGGAUCCGCAGCUUUUGAAGUACAGACUGGUCACUAAGCUAGAUGCGAACGUGGAGGUCUUUCAGUACGCCACUGGGAACAUGAGCCCUCUUCCUGCCAGGGAUUAUUGUGUGCUAAGAUCCUGGCGUAACGAUCUCCCAAAAGGGGCCUGCGUCAUCGUGGAAACGUCCGUGGAACAUCCGGAUGCUCCUGUUAUGCCUGGCGGAACACGCGGCAUUGUUUUAGCCUCGCGCUAUCUAAUCGAACCUUGCGGUAGUGGUAAAUCACGGAUCAUGCAUCUCUCCAGAGUGGAUACAAAAGGACGCACUCCAGAAUGGUACAACAAGAGCUACGGCCACCUCGCUGCCCUUCACCUCAGUAAAAUUCGCAACUCGUUCAAGCACACGACGGACGGCCCCGAGAGCAAAGUCUGAGAGGAGGCAACCGUGCAACGCUCCCAGUUGCACGGUCUUUACGCUAACCUACAGGAUCAGGACGAUCAACAUCAAGAACACAGAAUCCUGAAGGACGUGCGGCAAGUCCAGCCUACGAUCGACGAGGAGUAAAGGAAGAUUCAGAUCGUGCCCACGUUGUCGGUAAUCAUGACCAAGAAGAGAUUGCAAACGUCUCGAACGGAAGUAACGGAUCAACUCGCUGUUAAAGAUGAAUCCCAUCGUGCGUUUCUUUCGAGUUGAUUAACUAGAUGAUAUUUAUAAUUGACGACGUAAGGGACACAAAUGGAAAAUUACUAUACAUAACAGAAAACGUUUAACGAUACCAUGCUCGAGCUUUAAUCGAUGUGAAGCAAUUUCUGUUGAAGCCUGAAAUGUAUAGCGUUAGACGAAUUAUUCAUUAACCGUGUUGUUAGAGGACGAAGAGUAAAGAAUUUAUUGUUAUCGUAAUUCUAGACGAAAAUUCUCUCUGUGUCACGUUUUAUUGUCUAAGGAUCUUGCCGUCCAGUGAUGCCGUGAAAGUUGUUUGUUUGAAGGAAAGAAAAGAAAAGUAGAAAAAGAAAAAACAAAAAAAAAAAAAAAAAAAAAAAAAAAAAAAAAAAAAAAAAAAAAAAAAAAAAACAUUCAAAAGGCAGGAGACCGAGUCGAAGAAAAAAUGGGCUAGUAAGUGUCUUUUUUCCCCGUAGGAUGCAGCGCAUUAUUUUUGCAAGUAGCCGUAGUCCAAUGUUAUAUCGUUGAUCGAAGUUCCACAGAACGAUGCUUUUAUCCUCGGCGAUAACUGGUGGUAGAGUAUAACAAGUUUUCGCGAUGUUUCGUCAAUACGAGAAAGGAGAACGCUACCCCGUAGCAUGUGCCGAUGCCUUUUCUCAAUGGUUAGAUAGAUAAUUAUAACUAAUAUACGCAAAGUAUGUAAAAAAAAAAAAAAAAAAAAAAAGAAUGGAUAUAAAAUAUUUUUCGAUUUACAAUCGCUACGCGACACGCAGUUGCAAAAUCUGUGUGUAUAUGUAAUUCUUGGCGUCGCACGAUGUCCAAUCUCACCAAAUGAUACGUAAGCGAUCGAUGAAGUGAAUGAAGCCGCGCACAAUAUUGCAAUUCGUUCGUUAAUAGCACUUAAGAGCCUCCUAUUUUGUAUGUUUCUUUCGGACCAAAUGCCAAUUUUUCUAUUGUAUGAUAUCAGAGGGCGCCAUCGUGUUGAAUAUCUCAAGACUAUGAUUCUUUUUAGAGAGCGAUUCAUUUUGUAAGUGUCACGAGUUAGAUGACCACGGGAGGAUAUGUUUAGCGGAUACGCAAUUAUACGAUGUAUAUGAAACAAAGAAAAAAAAAAAAAAAAAAAAAAAAAGCGAAGUUAACGCGAAAAUCGAUCGUCAAACGCUGUUCGCGUUUCCGUACGUGCGAUUCCAAAUUGCGUUUCGUUUCUCGAAUCGUCGUAAAAUUAUCGUUAAAUUGUACAUUAUCACGGUUAAUCCGACUUAAUCGAGCAAUGCGAAAGGAUUUUGAGUAAACUUGUAAGUUUCAAUCGCGGCCGCGGUUCACAGUAACGCGGGCCGCGAACGAUGUAAAACUCGUAAUUAAUUAAGCAAUCGUCAUUAUCACUCGUAUUAUCGAUGUUGAAGCGUUGAAAAGUUGUCAUAGAGUCUAUUGUUAAUUGUCUGUCUGAAAUUAUAAAUGUCAAUCGAGCCGAUGGUUCGGGGAACUUGUUUUUGUCGAUUGUUCUCGGCCAGUCGAGCAUUUAGAACGAGUCGUCGUCGUCGUUCGUGCAUGCACCAUUAAUUAACGCAUAGGGACCACCUUCGUUCGGACCCCACACUCACUCAUCCUCACACACACACACACACAUACACACACACACACACUUUAGAAGAAAAACGGAGAAAAAGAAAAAAAUAUAUUAUAUAAAUAUAUACAUAUACAUAAAUAUAUCGAAUAUCGGGAGAAAACGACCCGGAGAAAUAAUACACCUCAUCGAAUCGAAUUAUAAGUGUAUUUUAACAUAAUACUAGUCACUUACAAUUUAGAUGAAGUUACGGAUGAAUUACGGACAUAAGUGUAUAGAUUUUUAUUCUACGAACGUUACGUCAAGAAUAUUUAAUUAUUAUUAUUAUUAAUGUUAUUAUUAUUGCAUCAUUGACAUAUAGAGUAAUUAUAUGGAAAAGAAAGAAAUAUAUCAAUGAUAUUUUUGUGUCCAAAAAAACGCCAAUAAAGAGCACCGUGAAUGAAAGUGCGUAUGCGUGAGAGAGAAAGAGAGAGAGAGAGAGAGAGAGAGAGAGCGUUUGAAUGUUUCUCCGUUAUUUGUAACGAUAUACGUCUUUAUUCUUGUAAUUCGUGUUUCACUAGAAUAUGUAAAUAUGUAUAUUAUACAAUAAUAUGAAACACGAUUAUAUACUCAUUAAACGAAAUCGUUUUAUUUUGCA
Messenger RNA from Frieseomelitta varia, 8126 nucleotides. It is a transcript of the gene cv-c, whose product is annotated as rho GTPase-activating protein 7. The record is from RefSeq and is a predicted model, not a curated record. Gene Ontology annotation, molecular function: lipid binding; GTPase activator activity. Gene Ontology annotation, biological process: signal transduction; actin cytoskeleton organization; regulation of Rho protein signal transduction. The transcript is spliced from 15 exons. The coding region runs from base 43 to 5697 and encodes 1884 amino acids. Lineage: Eukaryota; Metazoa; Arthropoda; Insecta; Hymenoptera; Apidae.